This is a messenger RNA of Cutaneotrichosporon oleaginosum, 857 nucleotides long. RefSeq lists its product as uncharacterized. NCBI's taxonomy places the organism in Eukaryota, Fungi, Basidiomycota, Tremellomycetes, Trichosporonales, Trichosporonaceae. The record is from RefSeq and is a predicted model, not a curated record.
AUGGGCAGGGGCUCGGCCACCGCUCUCAAUGACUGGGCGUUGGCUGCUGCGCAAAUCGGCUUGAACGGCACUUGCGGGGGGGCACGGAUGGCACGAGGGGAUUGGGGGGGGGAGAUGAAUCGAGGUGGAUGAUGGGGGUGAUGGGGGUGAUGGGAACGAAGAGAAGAAGAGAGAAGCAGGCCGCGACCGGUCAAGAGAUGGGAUCGCGAAUAGAUCCAACCUGCCCUUCAGCCCUCAGCCUGCAGCCACCCGAUUUCCUAAUGACCCUAAUGUAUAAUGUAAUCACCCACCUCGCUCUAUUUCGAUCUUUUUGGCAGCCUCCCACUCCAACGCUUGCGCUCGUCUUCUUUCAACACUCUACUCCUCGUGUCUCCUUCAACAACAUUCAACAACCUUGUUCUUCGUCACUCUCCUCCUCACUCUUCAUCUCAACGGCAUCGAGAUCCCCCUCUGUACACUCCCAACGACUUACAUCUCCAACACGAUACACGACACACUCUGCUCUCUACAUUCCGUCUCAUCCACAGCGAUCCACCAUCUACGCCUCAGUCUUCACCACAUUCCCCCCUCCCUCUCCCCCCUGCCCACGUUUGGUCCUCCCACAACCCGCUGCCCCCCUCUCCCUCCGCGUUCAGCUGCACACCACACCACGCCCAGCUUCACACGCGCAUACGCACGUUCGCACGCUAGCACGCUCCCCGCGCCGUCCGUCGACCGGUCGACUCGACUGUUAACCGACGCGCCUCCGGCCUCCGGGCAAACACUUGCUCAUCCAGUGUCCUUGCGCACGCCCCUUUAAAGCAAUCUCGGAAGUGUUCAUGACCUUCUAGACUCCAAUCAACUCUACUAUCUCACGC